AUGCAUAUCUACCGCCGUCAGGCCCGUAACCUCGCCUGGUACGACCAAGAUGGCGAGCCAUCCUCGGCCAACCCCUUUAAGAAAUUCCGCCGACGCCCUCGCCGCACCACUUCCAUCCAACUAGAAGACCAAACUCUCCACUCCCGGAGCAUGGGCGACCUGAGCCUCCCCCAGGACCAACGGCGUCGUGCCGAGUUCAAUAGCGACCUCGAAGGCCCCGCCUACGCAGGAACAUUCCCACCCGAAUCGGCCGGUAGCUACGGCCCCGCAGGAUCCAAUCUCAGCCAGGAACCUAUCAAUGACACGGCAGACAUGUCCACGGCGCGGGGAUUAGACCUCGAAGCCGAGAUUGAAGGAAAUGGCAAUGCGAACGCCAACGGUACUCAGGCGCGCCAGCGCAAGGGUUUCUUUGGCAAGUUUGGCGGCCAUAAGGAGGACGUGCCUUUGCCUGAACCGGAUGACGAGAAGCCCGCCCAGGCCAACAACUUCACUGUGGCAAGCCAGAUCCGCGCGACAGUGUUCAAUUCUUGGAUCAACGUGCUUAUUCUCGCCGCGCCUGUGGGUAUCGCAUUGCACGUGGUCAAGGCGAACUCGAUCGCUAUCUUCGUGGUCAACUUUAUCGCGAUUAUCCCGCUCGCUGCGAUGCUGAGUUAUGCGACGGAGGAAAUUGCUAUGCGCACUGGUGAAACCAUUGGUGGAUUGUUGAAUGCCUCGUUCGGUAAUGCGGUCGAGUUGAUUAUUUCUAUCAUUGCGCUGGUUAAGAAGGAGGUUCUUAUCGUGCAGACCUCGCUGAUUGGUAGUAUGCUUUCCAAUCUGUUGCUGGUCAUGGGCAUGUGUUUCUUCUUCGGUGGUGUAAACCGCGUUGAGCAGCAUUUCAAUGUCGUCGUCGCGCAGACUGCGGCUAGUCUGCUCGCGCUGGCUGUGGCUAGUUUGAUUAUCCCUACUGCCUUCCACACGUGGUCUGAUGGGAAUAAGGAGAACACUGCUCCUCUUUCGCGGGGUACCUCCGUUCUCCUCCUCAUCGUCUACGGCUGCUACCUCUUCUUCCAACUCAAAUCCCAUGUGGACAUGUACAACGAGCCCUCCAAAAAAGUCGAAAAGCGCUCCAAAAAGAGCGGCGAAGCUAACCGCGGCAUCGCGCAAAUCGGCAAAAUGACCGCCCAGACCAUGGGCGGCUCCAACGCCCAAGAAGUCAACAUGCAAGAUGACGAAGGCGAGGAGCCCGAGCAGCCGCAACUGUCUAUGCCCGUCGCCUUGCUGACGCUCGGCAUUUCGACUGCCCUUGUCGCUGUUUGCGCUGAGUUCAUGGUUGAUUCUAUUGAUGCGUUGACUGCGACGGGUAAUAUUAGUGAGACCUUUGUUGGGUUGAUCCUUUUGCCUAUCGUUGGUAAUGCGGCGGAGCAUGCUACUGCCGUUACGGUUGCCUGUAAGGAUAAGAUGGAUCUGGCGAUUGGCGUGGCUGUUGGAUCGAGCAUGCAGAUUGCUUUGUUGGUUUUGCCGUUUAUUGUUGUCUUGGGUUGGAUCAUGGGUAUUGAUGAUAUGACUCUCAACUUUGACAGUUUCGAGGUUAUCUUGCUCUUUGUGGCUGUUCUUUUGGUCAACUACCUAAUUGGAGACGGCAAAUCUCACUGGCUUGAAGGCGUCUUGCUCAUGAUGAUGUAUCUGAUUAUCGCUAUCGCUGCUUGGUUCUUCUAA
Penicillium cataractarum is the source of this 1695-nucleotide messenger RNA. RefSeq names its product hydrogen/calcium exchanger domain-containing protein. Gene Ontology annotation, molecular function: calcium:proton antiporter activity. The transcript is spliced from 6 exons. Lineage: Eukaryota; Fungi; Ascomycota; Eurotiomycetes; Eurotiales; Aspergillaceae. The record is from RefSeq and is a predicted model, not a curated record. Gene Ontology annotation, cellular component: fungal-type vacuole membrane. The coding region runs from base 1 to 1695 and encodes 564 amino acids. Gene Ontology annotation, biological process: intracellular calcium ion homeostasis; calcium ion transmembrane transport.